This is a messenger RNA of Onychostoma macrolepis, 3235 nucleotides long. RefSeq names its product double C2-like domains, delta (gene doc2g). Gene Ontology annotation, cellular component: membrane. The coding region runs from base 256 to 1545 and encodes 429 amino acids. The transcript has 11 exons. NCBI's taxonomy places the organism in Eukaryota, Metazoa, Chordata, Actinopteri, Cypriniformes, Cyprinidae. The record is from RefSeq and is a predicted model, not a curated record.
GUGAGUGACAGAUCAGUGAGCGCGGUGCGCAGAGAAUUUAAAGAAAACGUCACAACCGAGUGAGAGAGAGAGAAAGAGAGAGAGAGAGUGUAGUGAGAGGGAGGGAGACUAGAGAGGGACAGAGAACGAGGGAGGAUAUAUUGAUACACAACGACGGUGGUUUCUCUUCAGUGUGUGUGAGAGAGACCAUGAGUGAAGCCAAGAUGGAGUGCUGGAACAGAUGAAGACUGUCAUUGGUUCUUUCCAGUGGUCCUGAUGAGUGUUUCCAAACCACCUCCGCCCCAUUCCCAUUUCCCCCCCAGCAACCCGUCCUCCCAUCUCUCCCUGCCUCCAUCCUCCUCUACCUCCCCCUCUCCCUCCACCCCUCCCUCUGCCGCGGGUCCCCCCAGCCCCGCUGUGCCCCCUCCUCCCUCCCCAGUCAAGAUCUCCAUGCAGGAGCACUUUGCCAUCAAUGUGUGCCCCGGCCCCAUCCUCCCCAUCCCACAGAUCUCCGACUUCUUCCCUCGUUUCCACGACUUCCCCAUCACCCCCCCUCCACCCCGGGAAAAACAAAUUCUAAAGGACAAAGACAAGGACGGAGACGGGAACAGAGAGAAAGACCGCAAGAGGGAGAGAGAGCAAGAGGAGAACGGAGAGUUUGUCGACUCGGAUGACGAUGACACCUACCUGGGAACUCUGGAGUUCAGCCUGCUAUUUGACCAAGAAAAUAACUGCUUGCACUGCACAAUCCACAAGGCCAAGGGACUAAAGGCCAUGGACUCCAAUGGACUGGCGGAUCCAUAUGUGAAACUCCACCUCCUGCCUGGAGCAAGCAAGGCAAAUAAAUUGCGCACCAAGACUUUAAAGAACACGCUGAAUCCAGUGUGGAACGAAACACUCAUCUAUCACGGCAUCACGGCUGCUGACAUGACCACCAAAACCCUCAGGCUGUGUGUGUGUGAUAUGGAUCGUUUAGGACGGAAUGAGUUCAUAGGUGAAGUCAGGGUGGCCCUCAAGAAACUCAAGGAGGGAGAGAGCAAGAAAUACUACAUGGGCCUCGAGAGAAUUGCACAGACCCGGGAGGGGAACAGCCAGGCAGUGGAUGCUGGGGCUCCUGUUGCAGAAGAGGAGCGUGGCCGUAUCCUGGUCUCUCUGCAGUACCUCACAGAGAAAAGUUCUCUGAUUGUGGGAAUUAUUCGCUGUGCCCACUUGGCCGCCAUGGAUUCAAAUGGCUACUCGGACCCUUUUGUCAAAAUUAUUUUGCAGCCUGACAUGGGGAAAAAGUCCAAAUACAAGACCUCAGUGAAGAAGAAGACUCUAAACCCGGAGUUUAACGAGGAGUUUGCCUAUGAAGUCCCACAUGAUCAGCUGGCCAAGAAAACCCUGGAGAUCUCAGUAUGGGACUAUGACCUGGGCAUGAGCAAUGACUUCAUAGGUGGCGUUGAAUUGGGGAUUAACGCAAAAGGAGAGAGACUGAAACACUGGUUUGAGUGUCUAAAACACAAAGGAAAGAAAGUGGAGUACUGGCACACACUGACACAGCAAGGAGCCCCUAGCAGUGACUAACACACAGACAAGCACACACACGUUCAUCCUCUGAAAAGUAAUACAAACAUAAUGGAGUAAUAAUGAUAAAGAAAUGCAAUAAUGCUCAGUCUGAGAAUGAUGAUGAUGACGACGACAUUCAAUAUUAAUGCGUGAGAAAAAGCAUCAUAAUCUAUUGUACAGCUAAGUGUCACAUUCUUUUGUGAUGAGAAAGAAGCAAGUGUGAUCACAAGCCCAGAUUGUGACGCACAAACAAUCGACCCCUUUUUCUGGUCUACACGUCACUUAUGUGAAAUCGUACUGUGUUGUGACUAUGCCACAGGAGCUCAUGCCAUAUUAUAGUGUUAUUGUUUAUUACAUGUUAAACGUGUAAUAGCAUCCUGGUGUUUGUUACAGUUGGUGGUGCCGUAAUUUUGCACACUGUCAAAGCACAACACAUCCAGCUGACUGUAAAUGUCUAUGUGUACCUAUGUAUUUAUCUUUUGUGAUUUGUUACGUAUGAAAGUUUACAGUCUCUUCCAGCCCGACAAAAACAUGAUGCACAGGAAAAGCACAAGGGAUGGUGCGUGAAGGAACUCUUAAAGCAAUGAAAGGAACUGUCUAUGGAUUUAAACGUUCACUCAAGAACUGCCGUCUGUCACUUCGAGAAGAACCAAACGACAGUCACCUCAACGCGAAUGUUCGUGUGAAUGUCCCUGUCUGUGUUUUGUCUUUGUACGUGUCUCUGUUGAAUGUUUGUACAGUCUCCUACAAGCGCUGAUGCACAUUGACAGACUUUUUUGCUCUCUCUCUCUCCGGCGCCCUCUACUGGUUUAGAGGCCUAACCGCCAGAACAGUGCCAGUAUGGAGGGUGAAUCGCCUCUGGCAGGCCUCAUGCACAACUGCACGCCCCAUUAGGGGUUAAAUUAGCAAUCAAACGAAGCCUUUGAAGGACAAACUACCUGUCAAGGACGUCUUUGGGUCAGAACACAAAAUCUGGGUCGGUUUGCUUUGUCGUCCUGACAAUGUGUUGACAUAAGAUCUGUGAAACGAUGCACAUUUCUUGCCAUGCGUGGACAUUUCGGCUGUAAUUGUAUCUGUGUGAUUGCAUUUAUUAGCUGUUUAUUAGAUUCCGUAAAUCAGCUACCUGAAUCUACUUUUCAUCUGGUCUUGAUUGAAGACAUUUUAUGCAUUUAAUUGCACAAAAAAAAACGUAUUGUUAACCCUGUCCUUUCAUGGCCCCCGUUGCCGUUCCUGACUUGGAGUUCUGCUGUGUUUUUUAAUUAUUAUUUUUUACAUUUGAGUUAUCAAAUGAAUGGCCUAAGCGGUGUAUAAUUAUCAAAUGUUAUUCUAAGCAGCUGCAUGCCAAGUGAAUGUCACAUAUGCUUUGAUGGACCACCGAUCUGCAGUGCUUAUGUUUGUCCUAAUAUCCAUCAAUGGGCCCAUCUAAGGGUAUUUGUUUUUACUCAGUGAACUGGGACAAUCCAGACUACCUUUGAUGAAACAGCAUGGCAUUUAGAUAAUGGACUGGCACCACCUGCCAGCCAAGAUGGGACUCCAGGGGGAGCGUUAAUGAACGAGGGGUCAAACUGAAGGAGGAUUAUUCAAGUCUCGCUCACGUGUCCUCAUUGACUGUCUGUGUGGAACAUGUGAUGUGACUGCCAUCGUGUGUCGGUCAAUGUAACUGCGUCUCCGAAAUAAAUUGGUGCAACAGUGGCUGUUGGAAAUGAGA